UUGCUCACUGAAACUGUUUGCGUUUUAGCUGCAGCACGUCGCAGGAGGAGACGGUCCGGAAGACCAACACCCACCGCAAAGAUAUUAGCCGGGGUAAGAUCGACAGCAGGAGCAGCGGCAGCGGCAGGCUGCAGAUGCGCAGCCCGAUCAGUUCCGGCAAGGGAACGGAUUCUUGAAGAAAUUGCGCGGCAAACUACGCCGCCACCGUCCGAGCGCCUCGCGCAGCCACCACCACCGCCAAACCAGGAAGAAGGCGCCGCGCAAGUGAAGAAACAGUUCGCUUGA
This is a messenger RNA of Gongylonema pulchrum, 285 nucleotides long. The record is from the annotation of a GenBank genome assembly. NCBI's taxonomy places the organism in Eukaryota, Metazoa, Nematoda, Chromadorea, Rhabditida, Gongylonematidae.